This is a messenger RNA of Asparagus officinalis (garden asparagus), 2668 nucleotides long. RefSeq names its product FT-interacting protein 1-like. The record is from RefSeq and is a predicted model, not a curated record. Lineage: Eukaryota; Viridiplantae; Streptophyta; Magnoliopsida; Asparagales; Asparagaceae.
AUCCUUGAUCAUUCUAGAAAUAAGCUCUUCAGCACCUGUGACCCUUCUCUCGUUAACCUACGUGUAUGUAUCUCAUUAUAAAGCUACACAUUUGAAGUCCUUCUACAGAAUCUUGAAACCUUUGCAUUCCAGAAAAUCCUCUGCAGCCUGUUUGAUCCUUUUUAUUGCUCAUAUAUUUGCCAUCUUCCUCUUGUGACCUCAAUGGCUGAACAACCGAAACUUGUGAAAAUGUUUGGACCCUCAUUGCAACAGCCUGCAGAGUUCCAGCUCAAAGAAACUAGUCCCUUCCUUGGCGGUGGACAAAUUGUUGGAGGUCGAGUUUUACAUUCAGAAAGGCCAACAAGCACAUAUGACCUCGUCGAGAAAAUGCAUUACCUCUUUGUUCGUGUAGUCAAGGCAAGAGACUUACCUCCUAAAGAUGUCACAGGAAGCCUUGACCCUUACGUCGAGGUGAGGCUUGGCAACUACAAAGGAAUCACGAAGCACUUCGAGAAGAAACUGAGUCCAGAAUGGAAUGAAGUGUUUGCCUUCUCUCAAGAGAGAAUGCAGUCUUCAGUCCUUGAAGUCAUCAUCAAGGACAAGAACCUCGUGAAGGAUGAUUUUGUUGGCCUUGUUCGAUUCGUGAAUGAUGUCCCUACACGAGUACCACCGGAUAGUCCUUUGGCUCCCGAAUGGUUCAAGCUUGAAAACUUGAAGGGAGAGAGAGUAACUAAGGGUGAACUAAUGAUAGCAGUUUGGCUUGGUACACAAGCCGAUGAAUGCUUCCCCACUGCGUGGCAUUCAGAUGCUGUGGCUUCAGCCGGCGCCUCUUUCCUGGGGUCCCAUAUCAGAUCAAAAAUUUAUCAUGCUCCAAGAUUAUGGUAUGUUCGAGUGAAUGUCAUCGAGGCACAGGAUAUUGUAAUAGCUACGAAGGAUCGGUUUCCUGAUUUGUUCGUCAAAGUUCAGAUUGGCGGCCAGAUCUUGCGGACAAAGACUGUUCAGGAACUUAAGGUUUUAUGGAAUGAAGACCUCAUGUUCGUCGCUGCUGAACCCUUUGAUCACAUAGUUCUCUCUGUUGAUGUUGGGCCAAAUAAAGACGAGCCAAUUGGAAGAGUUCAGAUACCGAUAGGAUCUGUAGAACGACGACUCGAUGAUCGUAUUGUUAGCUCUCGAUGGUAUAGUCUCGAGAAGCAUGUCUCAGGAGACGCAGAACAAGCAAAGAAGGAGAAAUUUGCAAGUCGGAUUCAUGUUAGAAUUUGCCUCGAUGGAGGUUACCAUGUCCUCGACGAAUCCACUCACUAUAGCACUGAUCUUCGUCCAACGGCGAAGCAACUAUGGAAGCCUUCGAUCGGUUUGCUUGAGCUCGGUAUUCUCAAUGCUGCGGGUCUUCAUCCUAUGAAAACACGCGAGGGAAAGGGAACUUGUGAUACAUACUGUGUCGCAAAAUAUGGCCACAAAUGGGUACGUACACGAACAAUUAUCGACAGUCUAAAUCCGAAGUACAAUGAACAGUAUACAUGGGAGGUAUACGAUCCAGCCACUGUUCUCAUCAUUUGUGUCUUCGACAACUGUGAGAUCAACGAGAAGGGUGGUGCUGGAAACAAAGACGCCAAGAUUGGAAAGGUACGCAUACGCCUCUCUACACUCGAAACUGGGAGGAUAUACACCCAUUCAUACCCACUUAUAGUACUACAAAGUUCAGGCCUGAGAAAGAUGGGUGAGCUCCAUUUAGCAAUCAGAUUCUCAUCUACUUCUCUAAUAAGCACAAUGUUUUUGUACUCAAGACCCUUACUACCCAAAAUGCACUAUAUAAGGCCGCUGUCGAUGGUCCAGCUCGAUAUGCUUCGUUACCACGCAGUCCAAAUCGUAGCCUCUAGGCUUAGUCGAAUGGAACCGCCGCUGAAAAAGGAGGUAAUCGAAUACGUAUCAGACGUAGAUUCGCAUCUUUGGAGCAUGAGAAGAAGCAAAGCUAAUUUCUUUCGGCUCGUAUCAGCUUUCUCGUGUUUCUGUGCAAUCGGUAAAUGGUUCGGGGAUAUUUGCCACUGGAAAAAUCCAGUGACUACGGUACUGGUUCAUCUUCUGUUUAUACUGUUAGUUUGUUUUCCGGAGUUAAUACUUCCGACUGGAUUUCUGUACAUGUUUCUUGUCGGUCUUUGGAAUUAUCGAUUGAGGCCACGCCAUCCUCCUCAUAUGAACACUAGGCUUUCGCACGCUGACGCAGCUCAUCCAGAUGAACUGGACGAGGAGUUUGAUACAUUUCCAACAAGCCGAGGCCCUGACUUGGUCAAGAUGAGGUACGACAGGUUGAGGAGCGUGGCGGGGAGGAUACAGAUGGUGGUGGGCGAUUUGGCGACGCAGGGGGAGAGGGCGGGGGCGUUGCUGAGCUGGCGGGAUCCGAGGGCUACAGGGAUUUUCUUGAUAUUUUGCUUGGUGGGCGUGCUGGUUUUGUACGUUACGCCUUUUCAGGUGGUGGCAGUGGUGGUCGGGUUUUACCUGAUGAGGCAUCCGAGGUUUAGGCACAGGUUGCCGGCAGAGGCCGUAAAUUUCUUUAGAAGAUUGCCUGCGAGGACUGAUAGUUUGUUGUGAGGUUUACUACUGGUUUGUAAUAUUUUCUUUUCUGUUAUGUGAAGAAGUAGAACUGGAUGAAUUAUUAUGUUCCUGUUGCUGUAAUUCUUACUCAAAUCCUGGU